AUUCUCUGUGUAAAUGUGGCAGGCUAAAUGCAGAACCUGAUGGAUGGCAAAAGCUACUGUAACCUCAUCUGUGCUGAGGCACAGCACAUCCAGCUGGCAAGGCCUUUCUGUGCAGACCCACUGGUCACGUUUCACGUGUACCCAGAAGCACCAAGCCAGGUCCCUUUGGCUGAAGAUUUGGCAUUCCUGCCUUUCAUGUCAGAGCAUCUCAUCACAGACACCUUCUACAGCGAGCCCUGCCCCUUUCCCUACCAAGUGCCCCACUCCAGUCUGCACAAAAGUGAGUACUCCUACGGCUCAGCUUUCAUCAGGAAGAGGAAUGAGAGGGAAAGGCAGCGUGUUAAGUGUGUCAAUGAAGGCUAUGCCAAGCUGAGGCACCACCUGCCCAAGGAGUAUGUGGAGAAACGGCUCAGCAAAGUGGAGACCCUGCGUGCUGCCAUAAAAUACAUCAGGGACCUCCAGUCGGUGCUGUGCACUGACUCUGGGGUGGCAGGAAAAGGUGUCACAGAGCCAAACCAGGCUCCUAAAGGCACUAACAAACCAGCCCAGUUUUUGGAGACGAUCUGAAGAGUUCCAAAGCCAACCCAAGGUAUCCUGGCAGGAAUGUAGUAGCCGCUGUGUCAAUGACGUGUGUGUCCUGGCACUCCUUGGGAGCAGAUCGUGGCACACGUCACUGGCAGCCCACACAAGAGCUUGAACGUUGCACAUAGUUACUACACUUAGAUAUGAGAGGGACAACUGGCAAAAUCUCAGCUGAAUGACUUAAGUUAAUUCAUGAAAAUCAGAGCGAGUUUCUAAAUUUGUCACCAACCUAAAAAUGUGACACCUAUAUGUGUGAAGUUACUGUAUGUAUCAUCACAACCUGCAUGCUUUAAAA
Zonotrichia leucophrys gambelii is the source of this 877-nucleotide messenger RNA. RefSeq names its product achaete-scute family bHLH transcription factor 3 (gene ASCL3). The record is from RefSeq and is a predicted model, not a curated record. Gene Ontology annotation, molecular function: protein dimerization activity; DNA-binding transcription factor activity, RNA polymerase II-specific; RNA polymerase II transcription regulatory region sequence-specific DNA binding. NCBI's taxonomy places the organism in Eukaryota, Metazoa, Chordata, Aves, Passeriformes, Passerellidae. The coding region runs from base 28 to 567 and encodes 179 amino acids. The transcript has 2 exons. Gene Ontology annotation, biological process: developmental process; regulation of transcription by RNA polymerase II.